Messenger RNA from Serendipita indica DSM 11827, 1182 nucleotides. NCBI's taxonomy places the organism in Eukaryota, Fungi, Basidiomycota, Agaricomycetes, Sebacinales, Serendipitaceae. The record is from the annotation of a GenBank genome assembly.
AUGGGAUUCGCACUUCCAAAAUUCGUCUACUCUGGUCCUGGAGUCCAUUUUCCCGCUCGCUACUAUCUUUUGGUCGUCCUCCUCAUUCUUCUCGCUCAUUUUCUCUUUUCCCAUCUACACGAGGAGUACAGCAAGGCCACCUCUCUUACUCAACUAGCACCUUGGAUCCAGUCCCAUUCUGCGUCGACGCAGUGUGUGGAAGCAGAUACUGAUACAGAAUCAGUAUGGGGUACAUUAGAAGGAGACCAGUAUCCUCGUGCAGUGCACAAGCCCCAAAUAGGUCGAGCUAACGCUACAUUUGUCAUUCUCGCACGCAACCACGAGAUUAACGACAUUGUGCAAUCACUCGCAGAGAUGGAGCAUACCUUCAACCAUCAAUAUCACUACCCCUAUGUCUUCCUCAACGACUUGCCGUUCACCGCAGAGUUCAAAGAGCGCACAUCCAAAGUCGUUUCGGGCAAAGUGUCGUAUGGUCAAAUUCCCCACGACCAUUGGCACCAGCCACCGACCAUCGACGAGGAGCGCGCUCGCAAGAGUCGAGAGGAUAUGGUCAGGAAUGAUGUUAUCUACGGAGGAUCCGUAUCGUACCGCAACAUGUGCCGGUUCAACUCGGGUUUCUUUUUCCGUCACGAGCUGUUGCAGCAGUAUCGAUACUACUGGCGCAUCGAGCCUGGAGUCAACUUCUUCUGCGAUAUUACCGAAGACCCGUUCGUUUUCCUACAAGAGAAUAACAAAGUAUACGGCUUUACUAUUUCGAUGUACGAGUAUGAGUCUACCAUCCCUACGCUGUGGGAGACCACAAAGGAGUUUAUUCGGAAACAUCCGGAAUACGUCGCCAAAGACAAUGCUCUUAAAUUCAUCUCCGAUGAUCGUGGCGAUUCCUAUAAUAUGUGUCACUUCUGGAGUAAUUUUGAGAUUGCAGAUAUGGACUUUUGGCGGUCAGAGGCAUAUAUGAAAUACUUUGAGUUUCUCGACUCGAAGGGUGGCUUCUACUACGAGAGAUGGGGCGACGCACCAGUCCACUCCAUUGGCGCAGCCUUGUUCGCUAAGAAGGAGCAGAUCCAUUUCUUCAAAGAGAUUGGCUACCGACACAACCCAUUCCAACACUGCCCUCAAGGCGCGCUGCACACCAAGGGCAAAUGCUGGUGCGAUGAGCGCAAUAAUUUUGACUAUGAAAGGUAA